UGAUCAAGUACUUGUUGAAAGACCAGAGAGAGAGAGAGAGAUGGGAUUCUUUGUGGGUUAUGUGUUGGGUUUUGGGUUGGGAAUGGGUUUGAUAGUGGGUUUCGCUCGCUUCCAGAAUAUCAGAUCAAAACACCGCACUGAUUUGGCACAACUAAUUGCAGCCUUUGCGAGGAUGACAGUGCAAGACUUGAGGAAACUUUUUCCAGAUGAUCAAUCUUACCCUGCUUGGGUUGUCUUUUCAGACAAACACAAGUUAACUUGGCUGAAUCAUCACCUUGACAAAAUAUGGCCUUAUGUUGACCAGGCAGCAUCGGAGAUAAUACGAAACGCGGUGGAGCCAAUUCUUGAGCAAUACAGAUCUUCAAUUAUGUCAUCUCUCAAGUUUUCUAAGUUGACACUUGGUACUGUGGCACCACAGUUCACAGGAGUUUCCAUCAUUGAAGGUGAAUCCAAUGAGAUUAUUAUGGAAUUGGAGUUGCAGUGGGACGGCAAUCCUAACAUUGUACUUGAUAUCAAAACCAGAGUUGGUGUGGCUCUACCUAUACAGGUCAAAAAUAUUGGAUUUACCGGUGUUUUCAGGUUAAUAUUCAAACCAUUAGUCGACGAGUUUCCUUGUUUUGGAGCUAUUUGUUAUUCCUUGAGACAAAAAGAAAGUCUCGACUUUACCCUCAAAGUGGUUGGUGGUGAUGUAUCCUCACUCCCAGGAAUAUGUGACGCUCUCGAGGAAACAAUAAGAAAUGCUGUUGAAGAUUUCACGUGGCCAGUCCGUCAAAUCAUCCCCAUAUUAGCUGGAGAUUACAGUUACCUGGAGUUAAAACCAGUUGGAACAUUGGAGGUGAAGCUCAUAGAAGCUAAGGAAUUAACAAACAAAGACAUUAUUGGCAAAUCUGAUCCCUUUGUCGAGUUAUUCAUCCGUCCUCUUCGUGACAGGAUUCAAACCAGCAAAACAAUCAACAACCAAACAAAUCCAAUAUGGAACGAGCACUUUGAGUUUGUUGUGGAGGAUUUUUCCACUCAACAUUUGACAAUAAGAGUUUAUGACAACGAAGGAAUUCAAACUUCUGAAUUUAUCGGUUGUGCUCAAUUGCCACUAGCUGAACUCGAGCCUGGUAAGGUCAAAGAUGUGUGGUUGAAGCUGGUCAAGGACCUCGAUAUUCAAAGAGACCAGAAAAACCGCGGCAAGGUGCAUUUGGAAAUCCUGUACUAUCCACUCAAUGGCGAGAGUGAAUUAUAUAAUCCCUUCGACCCAGACUUCAGAUUAACGCUCGUGGAGAAAGCUUUUAAACACGCAAAUGAUACUGAUCCAUUGAAAUCGGCUUCACCGAUGAAAAGGGAUGUUAUUAUCAGAGGAGUUCUCUCUGUGACAGUUAUCUCUGCAGAGAAUUUGCCAGCUACGGAUCUCUUUGGAAAGUCGGAUCCUUUUGUGGAGCUAACAAUGAAAAAAUCUGAUCAGAAGAACAAGACAAGGGUUGUAAGUGAUACCUUAAAUCCAGAAUGGAAUCAAACGUUUGAAUUUGUUGUUGAGGAUGGGUUACAUGAGCUACUGAUCUUGGAAGUUUACGACCACGACACAUUCGGCAAGGAGAAAAUGGGAAGAUGCAUCAUGACACUGACAAGGGCUAUACUUGAGCAAGAAUUUAGAGACACCUUCCCAAUUGAUGGAACCGAGUCGGGUCGGUUGAAUUUGCGUCUCAAGUGGACCCCACAAACAAUUAUUCGAGACUGAUUACUUCGAUUUCUAGCCAAGAAGAGGGGACAAGAAAACUGGAUUAACUGUGUGAAUAUAUAUACAUGUCACUGGAUAUAUAUAUAGCUGUAGAUUAACAAUUUAUUUUGGUUUGACUGUUGAGGGUAUGUUUAAUUUAUUGCUUGUUGUGACAUUUGUAUCACAAAUAUUAUUGAAUUUCUGUGAAGAGAUUACAGUACACGGUUGUCACGUGGUUGAAUUGACAAAUAUUCCGACAGAAA
This is a messenger RNA of Erythranthe guttata (spotted monkey flower), 1968 nucleotides long. The record is from RefSeq and is a predicted model, not a curated record. NCBI's taxonomy places the organism in Eukaryota, Viridiplantae, Streptophyta, Magnoliopsida, Lamiales, Phrymaceae.